Molecule: messenger RNA, 1597 nt
Organism: Hyaloscypha bicolor E
Lineage: Eukaryota; Fungi; Ascomycota; Leotiomycetes; Helotiales; Hyaloscyphaceae
Product: NAD(P)-binding protein
Exons: 5
Coding region: 389-1456 (355 amino acids)
Cellular component (GO): intracellular anatomical structure
Molecular function (GO): oxidoreductase activity, acting on NAD(P)H, oxygen as acceptor
Source: RefSeq, a predicted model, not a curated record
GAGGACUCUCUCAGUUACAUUAGACACUCAACCCCAUGUCAAUCUCGUACUUGCCUCAGAAUAAGGCAAGUUUUUUACAUCAUAAGUUGAUCAGCCUUGCCCCAUUUUAUUGUUGGGUUUUGGCAGGACCCUUUGGGUCAAGGAUCUGCAGCGGAACGUCAUCCCGCACACUGUGCAAGAGUGGAUCUCAGCCCAAACUUAUCGCAGGAAGGAUCGCAACUCCAGCAAGAGCUCUUUCCUCACGUCAAUUGACUUUCAACCAUUUGGCACUUCUUCUUCCAGACGGCCGGGUUCCUUUCCUGCGCUUUACAGACAUUUCAACUGGGCUAAGCAUUCCAAUUGUUCUCGUAGCCGUUCUGUUCUGCCCACUCUUCCUUACAUACUCGCCAUGCUUCGAACACAAUUGCUCCGACAACUGGCUCGAGCUGCAAGAGCUCCGUCGGAGCCAAUUACCGCCAGAUCAAGGCCAUCAACAUGUUCCCAGCGAUUGAUUCACAGUUCUACACCUCUCCAACGAGACGAAAAGAAAGACGAGAUUCAUGAGGGGUCAUUCGCCCGGACCGAUUCUUCCGUACAAGUCGAAUAUCCAGAGGAAGGUGACCUCCCAUCUAGUGCUCCUGUGCAAGGAAGAGGAGGUCUUCAUUUCAAGCGGACACUGGCAUCCUUUUCUCUCGAAGGUCGUGUUGGUGUAGUGACGGGUGGCGCUCGUGGACUUGGGUUGGUCAUGUCUCAAGCAAUGGUUAUCAGCGGGGCAGAUGUCGCCAUUGUGGAUUUGAAUAAGGAGGAAGCGGAAAAGCAAGCGGAAGGGCUUGUGGCGUCGUUCGUGAGGGAAAAUCCAGGAGCUGAGAAAGUUCCCAAAGUUACCGCACAUUACGCAGAUGUCUCAUCACAAGAAUCAGUCGAAGCCGCUAUCGCCGAAAUCAUCGAGCAGCAUGGAAAGAUUGACAACUUAGUUACAUCGGCGGGAUUUACAGAGAACUUUGAGGCAAUCAAUUAUCCAAUUGAACGAGUUCGAAAACUUUGGGGUGUCAAUGUGGAUGGGACAUACCUGUUCGCGAUUGCAGUUGCAAAGCACUUGAUGGAACGGAAAGCUCCAGGGAGCAUGGUCUUUAUUGGUAGCAUGUCCGGAGCGAUUGUCAAUGUGCCACAACCGCAAGCUCCAUAUAACGCUGCCAAAGCAGCUGUACGGCAUUUGGCUUCAAGUUUGGCUGUUGAAUGGGCUCAUGCUGGAAUCAGAGUUAAUUGUAUCUCGCCAGGAUACAUGCUGACGGCGCUGACCAAAAAAAUCCUCGAUGACAACCCGGACUUGAAGAAACAGUGGACUUCCCUCAUCCCCCAAGGUAAAAUGGGCCAGCCAGAGGACCUGAUGGGUGCUGUGACCUUCUUGUCAUCUGACGCCUCGUCCUACGUUACAGGUGCUGAUUUGCGUGUAGAUGGAGGCUACACCAUCACAUAAAUUCUUGGUGCAUUUUGAGUAACGAUGAAAAGGCAGAAUUGGCAGAGCAUGUAGAUUUUCGAAUGGCUUGAGGCUAGCAUGGUAGCAUUUAGUUUUAACGACGAGUAUCUCUCUAUAUCCGAAAAUGAUGAAGCUACAGGC